Fundulus heteroclitus (mummichog) is the source of this 1990-nucleotide messenger RNA. Its product is annotated as E3 ubiquitin-protein ligase RNF14. Gene Ontology annotation, cellular component: cytoplasm; ubiquitin ligase complex. Gene Ontology annotation, molecular function: zinc ion binding; ubiquitin conjugating enzyme binding; ubiquitin protein ligase activity. The record is from RefSeq and is a predicted model, not a curated record. Gene Ontology annotation, biological process: protein polyubiquitination; ubiquitin-dependent protein catabolic process; positive regulation of proteasomal ubiquitin-dependent protein catabolic process. Lineage: Eukaryota; Metazoa; Chordata; Actinopteri; Cyprinodontiformes; Fundulidae.
AAGCAUAUUUACAGUGAGUCAGCGGCGGGGCGGGCUCACAGGGAACAGGAAAAACUGCAUUAUAGACGCUAGAGCUAGUUUUUAUAAUCUUUGUUUAAAGUACUAAAUCCGCGGCGUUCUGUGUUAAACUAAAGAGGACGUUUGAGCUGCUUCGCUGUUGUGUCGAGGAGUGGCUGAACAGCUCAGAGUCGCUCCAGUUGGGACUUCAUGAACGCGGAUUUGGAGGAGCAGGAAGACGAGCUGCUCGCCCUGCAGAGCAUCUUCGGGUCGGACGAGUUCCUCCGAGAUGAGUCGAAGUCUGCCGGAGAAUGCCGAGUUUCUGUCGAGCUCCCCGUGGGUUUUAACGUGCUGCUGAAACACGAUCAAACAAUUAGGCAGUAUGACGUCUCCUUCCUCCCACCGCUGCUUCUAACCUUUGAGCUUCCAGAGGAUUACCCGUCCUCCUCUCCUCCCUCCUUCACCCUCACCUGCAGCUGGCUGACUCAACCACAGCUAACUUCGCUGCGUGACAAGCUCACUGACCUCUAUCAGACCACCAGGGGCGCUGUUGUGCUCUUCUCCUGGAUACAGUUUCUGAGGGAGGAUGCCCUGAAGCACCUGGACAUCCACACUCUGCUGGAGCUUCCUACCGAUGAGUCUGAAACUCCUCAAACCAGCCAGGGAAAACCCGAUGCUGAGCGCUCGGACGCAGACGAAGAGGAGAGCGCUCCAGGAUCCGAACCGCCAGAUGAUCAGUAUCAUCAAGUGUCGUCUAACCCACCUCUCCCGCCUGGAGGCGAUGCACACGGCUCAGACGUCACAGCCUCCGAAACCUCUGAGUCGACUGAUGACUCCAGGGGAGAUUGUUCCUCAGCUGCAGACAAAUCUGAACUUCCUGAUUCAGCACGGCAGGAGGAGGUCCGCGGCAUCCCUCCGAACAAAGACCAGAGUUACCCGGGUCUCUCUUUAACCCCGGCUCAGAUGCUCCUGUCCCGGAUCUUGAUCCAUGACGCAGAGCAGAGACAGAAGGUGUUUGCCGGCACGCCCUUUGACUGUGCGGUUUGUUUCUCCACCUGGCUCGGGUCGGAGUGCGUGCAGCUGCACGAGUGCGGCCACAUCUUCUGCCGGGCCUGUCUCGGUGAGUUCUGUAAGGCCCAGAUUACAGAGGGGAACGUCCGGGGCGUCACCUGUCCUCAGGUGGGCUGCCCUACCACGCCCACCCCAGCGCAGGUAAAAAGUCUCGUAGGAGAGGAGCUCUUUCACAGAUAUGACCGUCUUCUUCUGCAGUCCACCCUGGACCGCAUGCCUGACGUCGCAUAUUGUCCUCGGCUCUCUUGCGGUUCUGCUGUUAUUCUGGAGAAGUCCAGCCCUGCGGCCAUGUGUUCUGUCUGCAGCUUCGCCUUCUGUGUCGACUGCAAGAAGACCUACCAUGGAACAAGCAAGUGUUACGAAACGCCGAAGGUGCCUGAACAGACGAGCGAAGAUCCUCUGGCUGUACCGCCGCAGACAGAAGAGGGAAUGAUGGCGCUUCUUGAAGACUACACCACUGCCAGCAAGUGGAGGCGACGCCUCCUGGAGAACCGAUACGGACGCCAAACGCUGCUGCACACCAUCGAGGGGCGCGUGAGUGACAGGUGGAAAGCGGUGCACACCAAACCCUGCCCUCACUGCUUCUUCCCAAUACAGAAGGAUGGCGGAUGCAACCACAUGAUUUGCCGUUGGUGUCACCGCAUGUUUAACUGGGAGUGACUCUGUUGAGUCAGAUGCCUCAUGGGAAGAGAUUGCCGCUGUGAUAAAGAUGCACUUAAACCAAUCUUUUCUGUAUACUUUGGCUGUAUGCUGACCCUAACCCGUUUGGUGCCCUAGGUGCAGUUCUUUAACGUGCCCCCCCUUCCUUCGGCGAUUUACCAACGCUUACAAGAGAAAUUCAAUAGCACUGAUUUUACCACGGUCUUUAAUUUCUAAGACAUGUCACCCAAUUUACACACCUAAUAAACUACCAUUGCCUACA